AUGGCAGCAAAGUCGAAAAGGUUACUGAAAGUUAUAGAUGGAAUACGUUCUUGGAAUAUUAGCUCGUCUCAACCAAAUUCGUCACCAAAGUCAGCCAUUGAAAUCGACGAGUAUUUAAAGAGUGAACAUUUCCAAGUUGGAAAGAUCUCUGUGCAUGGUUUUCCUCACCAACCAACUUGCAUCGCUUUUGAUCCCGUUCAACGAAUUGUUGCUGUUGGAACGAAGUGUGGGUUCAUCAGGAUUUUCGGAAGACCAGGUGUAGACUGUAGCAUCUCUCAUCCUUCAGCAUCUGCUGUCCUUCAAAUAUUCUUUCUCGUCAACGAGGGUGGAUUGGUUUCCAUUUGUGGUGACGACGUUGCACACUUGUGGAACAUAAGACAAAAGAAUCCAGAAAUAGUACACUCUUUACAGUUCAAACGUGAACAUUUGACCUGCGGUCAUCUUCCUGUUGGCAGCAGUUGGCUCUAUUUGGGUACUGAUAAGGGCAAUGUGAAUUUCAUAAGUGUUCAACGGUUUACUACAUCGGGCUAUGUGAUUAAUUGGAACAAGGCUAUCGAUCUAUCUCAGUCGUCGCAUCCGGGGAAAGUUAUUCAGAUAGCUGAGAAUCCUCAAGAUCCUAACAAGAUUCUUAUUGGUUAUUCUUCGGGAUUUCUUGUAUUAUGGGAUCUAAAAACCAAACAGGGUGAUGCUCGUUUCAAACAUACAGAUAGUUUGUAUAGUGUAGUCUGGCACUGGGAUGGAAAAAGUUUCCUUACUUCGCAUAAUAAUGGUUUACUUGCAACUUGGUUAAUUCGCCAACCACAACGUCCAGUUUCUGUGAUCUGCCCACAUGCCCCUGGUGAAGCGGUUCCAGAUGACUAUAUAUUUUACGAACCGAUACGUUUGGUAGAAUGGCUGCCUACUAGAAAUGGCGAACCAUUCAUUAUCUUUUCUGGUGGUGGCCGUUCUCCUGGAGCUCAAACUGUCAUUCAUUCAUCAGUAGCUACUACUAAUGUCUCCUCGACGUCGUUACCUAAUUCAGAUUCAUCUGAAAAUGACCCAAAUUUAUCAUCAUCAUCAUCAUGUAUGAUUUCUAGUAAUCAUAUGUUGACUAUCAAAAGAGGCAAAAAGUUGGUUGUUUUACAAUUGGAUCAUAAACUUGUUCAAUUUACAACUCUUUGUAUGUCUCCUUACACAAGUGAGACAAUGGAUCCUUAUGCAGUUGCCAUAUUAUUGCAAGAAGAUCUUGUUGUUAUUGAUCUUUUAUCUACAAACUUCGCAACAUUUGAAAACCCAUAUCCAAUGGAUUUGCAUAGUUCUCCUGUCACCAGCUGUUUAUAUUUAGUUGAUUGUCCUGGAGACUUGAUACCUGCUUUCUAUUCUGUUAGCAGUCGUCGGAAUCGUACUCAAAGUGGCACGUGUGCUGAACCUGAUGUGUUCAGCAGUCGCGAAUGGCCUAUUACUGGAGGAGAAUGGCGAUUAAGUAAUCAACAAGUUCCUGAAUUAAUCAUAACGGGACAUGCUGAUGGAUCUGUUCGAUUUUGGGAUGCAUCCGAAGUUUCGUUGACGCCACUCUAUAAGUUUCGUACUUCGAAGUUGUUUGCAAACCCAUCAACUAGUACAUCUAAUCCUGUUGAAACAGGCAGUACCUCACUUUCUGAUGCAAAAGAUAUCAAUGCUCAUUAUUCUUCGAUUUUGUUAGCAACUGAAAGCGAUACUCUUGCCAUACAUUUCAUGCACUUCUGCUCGGAUUCCCGUAAACUGUUAACUGCAAGCAGUUACCAUACUUGUUUAUUACACUUCAGUCGUCGAGACAUAAAUCUUGAAACUGCAGUUAUGGAUAUCAAUAUGGCUUAUGAUGGAUUAGAUGAUAUUGGUUUCGCCUAUUCAGCUGGUGAUACUUUCUCUGAUGAUCAUCUGAAUACUGCUGAAAAUUUAUCCGGUAACGUGACUAAGGAUACUGUCCAGCAGUCAUUACCUCAUGUAUCCAGUGGGAGUGUUAGCUCUUAUCAAUCUGCAUCUCCAACAGAAAGGGAUUUACGUGUAUUCGUUCCAGUACGUCAAGGUAGCCAUCAUUGGCCUCCAGGCUACCAACCACUUCUUGUUUGUCGUGUAGGCAUACUUGGACUAAGCUUUGAGUCAAAUAUAAAGUCAAGUACCGAUCCUACAGCUUCCUGUCUCAUCCCUCCGCCAUCUAUUACAGCUAUUAGUAUGAGUUCAGCUUUUAGUUUAAUGGCUAUUGGAAGCGAAUUCGGCAUUGCUGUUGUGGAUUAUGUUCACAAGAUUUGCUUGCUGUCUAUUUCAUCUUCUGACUUAUUAAGUCGUGGUCCUAUCAAUUUAACUGGGUCGUCUGCUUCUGGUGAAGUGAAAUUCUGUGAUCAGAAUAAUAGUUCAGCUGGCUCAACUUCGUUGGCUAAUACAUGCAUUAUAAACAAUCAGACAGCUUUGAAAAGCGUCCACUCAAAUUCAGAUGCUGCACAAUCGAGUGAGUCACCUAGUACCGGUUAUACAACACGCUAUGUAUUAUCAAGAACUACAACUGUCAAAAGUGAAUUGAAACGUGCCAAGUCCCAAGUGGUUUUGGCCUGUCGAACAAAUCAAUCAUCUCGUCAACAAGGACAAACGUCUAAUGCACAAAACACUUCUUCAGAAAAGUGCUCCGAUCUUUCACAGUUUUCACAUCCGGGAAGUUUAACCGCAAGUUCUAGCUCAUUGGAUAAUCUAAACUGUGAGACAAUUAAAACAAUUUUAUUCAGUGAAUGGAUAUCCCCUAAACAAGACUUACAUUUUGUCCCAAAUCUCUGGAUCGGGACAUCUCGUGGAUGUGUCCUUGCUUUGAAUCUAAAGUAUCGAGUAUUGAAUAAUGUCCCAAUCAAUCACUCAUAUUGUAUUGCUUCUUUGUAUCGUUUACGUGGAGAUAUUAUUCACAUUAGCCUGUUGGAUAAUACCGGUGAUAUUUUACCGAGUCCUUCUGAGCGUUGGGAUGAUUCAUUUAUUUUCAAAGGGGGUGCUGCCUCUGAACUUUCGAAACAAGCAUCUCUUAUAUCUUGUUCAUCCAUAUGUUCUGAAGGAACUUCUAUGUAUACUAAUGCUGACGCAUAUAGUUCAACUGAUACUGGUUUCAAGUCUUGUGGUGGUGGUGGCAGUGUUCGAGCAUUGAAAGAGUCAGUUAUUCGACAAAAUACAGUCACCACACAUACGUCUUCAACAUCAACAUCGAGUCACUCUAGUACUAUACUUUCCAAUACUAUGAGCGGUGGUGUCAGUACAUUUCAAUCAAGUGGUACAACUGGACUUGAUUCUCCUACAACAUCCAAAGGUUUUAUCGAGUGUGACCGACAGCUGGUUGUCCUUUGUUCAGAAAAGCAAGCUCGAGUAGUUGCACUUCCUUCACAAAAUUGUCUUUAUAAGGUAAAAAUAACUGAAACAAGUCAAGUGGUACGUGCUUCCGUACAACGUUUGAGACCAUCGCAUAAUAGCGGAACAUCAACGGCUAGUUUCCUCGCAUGUUAUCUUGCAAAUGGACAUUUUGUUGCCUUCUCAUUACCGAGUUUACGUUUACUAAUGGAUGUGGAUUAUUUACCGUAUACAGAAUGUGUAAGCCGUUCGUUUGCAUUUGGUCAGUAUGGUCAAUCUGUGUAUUUGGUGUCGCCCUCAGAAUUAGCUAAAAUCACCUGGGCAUCAGAUGUUUGUGCGAAUUUACGUGAUAUGCAAGGUGAGAUAUUUCUACCAAGUAAUAUGCCAGAACCUCCUAAGAAAAACUUUUUCAAAAAUUUGUUAAGUGGAACUUUGGUAUCUUCAUUAGAUCGAGAUGAAUUGUUUGGUGAAGCAAGUUCGGGGAAGGGGACACCUGGCGCUACUACUCUGCUACCAAAUGCUCGUUUGGAAAAGUUAUCUGGUCAAACUGGUGCUGCCUCUUCUGAAAUUGCACGAGCUAGAAAUGCUGCUAUCGAGCGUGGUGAGCGGUUACAGCAAUUAGACCUACAAACGCAAGAGAUGGCUGAUCAAGCUAAAGGAUUUGGUCGUUCUGCUGCUAUUCUCGCUGCCAAAUACGAGAAAAAGGACAAACGCUGGGGUUUGCCAUUCUAA
Messenger RNA from Schistosoma intercalatum, 4068 nucleotides. The record is from the annotation of a GenBank genome assembly. Lineage: Eukaryota; Metazoa; Platyhelminthes; Trematoda; Strigeidida; Schistosomatidae.